UCGAUAUGCUUAAGUUCCGGUGUAAAGAAAUUUAUUAGGUUGUGGUUUGAUGGGAAAACAGAACAGCGUGUAGGAGUGCUUAAACUUUAAACACUUCGGUUAUUCGAUCUUAAAACCAAAGUAAUUUCAUCAUUUAAACACUACAAUUCACUAUCCGUAAAAUGAAAACGUUCAUUGACUGCCACUGCCAUAUUGCCGACCAGGAUUUUGAUCAUGACAUUGAUGAUGUGAUAGACCAAGCGAAAAAGGCUGGGGUUUUGGCCAUUUUAGCUGUUUCAGAAUGUGCUGAUGAAUUUGAGAAGAUCAUGGAACUUUCAUACAGGUACAGGAGGUUUGUCUUGCCCUGUUUAGGCAUUCAUCCAGUACAAGGUCCCCCUUCAGAGCAGCGGAGUGUUACAUUUCAGGAUUUAGAAACUGCAGUUCCACUGAUAGAGAAGUACAAAGAUCAACUUCUGGCAAUUGGCGAGGUUGGACUGGAUUUCUCUCCUCGAAUUGCCAGCACAGAUUCACAGAAAGAUGAGCAAAGACAGGUGCUAAUUCAGCAAAUUGUGUUGGCAAAGAGGUUCAACUUGCCAUUAAAUGUACACUCCCGUUCAGCUGGAAGGCCAACUAUUAACCUCCUAAAAGAGCAAGGUGCUGAAAAAGUUCUGCUGCAUGCCUUUGAUGGCAAACCAUCUGUGGCCAUGGAAGGAGCAAAAGCUGGAUAUUUUUUCUCAAUUCCUCCUUCAAUUAUCAGAAGUGAACAGAAGCAGAAGCUGGUGAAGCAGUUGCCUCUGGAUUGUAUCUGUCUAGAAACGGACUCUCCUGCUCUGGGCCCAGAGAAGCAGGUUAGAAAUGAACCAAAAAACAUCAUUAUUUCUGCUGAAUAUAUUGCAAACAUUAAAGGAGUUUCUGUGGAGAAAGUUAUGGAAAUCACAACACAGAAUGCAAUGAAGCUGUUCCCCAAACUACGUAUGUGCCUCCAAAUAUAGCAGGAAAAAGUCAUCUAUAUUCCUUUGCUUCCUAUGAUUUACAUCUUGAACUGACCUGCUGAACAUCAUCAGACUGUACAUAUUUUUAAUACAAAUGAUAUGAUCAGUUUUCUGACAAAAUAAUGUCCUAACAGACUGAAUGAGUGUCUGCAGCUGAAACAACAUGGUCCUGUACUAAUGACAAUAAACUGGAAAUUUGCUAAGAAUUUUAAAAUGCCAAA
Molecule: messenger RNA, 1192 nt
Organism: Protopterus annectens (West African lungfish)
Lineage: Eukaryota; Metazoa; Chordata; Ceratodontiformes; Protopteridae
Gene: TATDN3
Product: TatD DNase domain containing 3
Exons: 10
Coding region: 162-971 (269 amino acids)
Molecular function (GO): hydrolase activity, acting on ester bonds
Source: RefSeq, a predicted model, not a curated record